AUGGACGCUUCCGGACUUUUCGUAACGGAUGACACGCAUUCAGACGAUGAUAACAUCUCCAUCAAUUCCACCCUCGCGUCCGAUCAUGACUCCGAUGAGGAGUGGUCCGUGCAGGGCAUCCGCGCCCAGAGUCGUGAAGGCGGAAGAGACAAAUUUCUCGUGGAGUGGACUGAUUAUCCCAUUGAGGAGGCUACGUGGGAGCCAGAAGAAAACGUGACGGAUGAGCUACUUGGGGAAUGGAGAGAUACGCAAGCAAAGCAGGCUCGAGGCGAGGAGAGCCCAUUCAACAUUGCCGCCUGGCAAGAAAGCGUGGCUAAGCGUAACGAGGCCAAAUACCAACGGCAUCACAAGCGCAAUAUUGAACGGAAACAACGCGGCAUCCAACUCAGACUUUGGGAGGGGGAAACCAAGGCGGAUUACUAUCUCAGCGACGAGGACGUUGGAGUGGAUGAUUACAACGCUUUGUUUCCCCCUCCAAAGGUUGUGGGGCGAGAAGACGAUGUGGUUCACCAUGACACUCAACCCCCCGUGCCUCCCGAAAGUUCACCAAAGCAGACGGUCGCAGAGAACCCAAACCCUCAGAAACGGUCUUCCGUGGCAGAGAAGCCAAAAUCAACAACAGAGAAGACGAAUUUUGUGUCUAUUCCUCAGCCACGUUCGCAGCCAUCUUUAGAGCAGGCAGCGGCGAACGGAUCCCAAGGAACAGGAAAGAAGAAGUCUCUCGCGAUUAAACUGGUCAACAAUGCGACCACUAGCCGGCAACCGUCCAGUGAUACAGCAACUGCGCGGAUUGCCCACAAGGCCAAAAAGACUGCUACGAGCUCCAGGACGAUGGUCAGAUCACAGCAUAGCGGAACGGGCAUCAAUGUCUUCGCGGCCGGCAAACAAUCGAAGCAACGCCGUCAACUUGUUCAAAAUGUGGUAGACCCCACCAAAGACGCUCGCUUGUUUUCAAAUCACCGACUCAGGAGAAAGGUCGAGUUGCAAGGCCGCGAUAGAGCAGAUGUGGCUCCCACCGUUCCAACGAAGCUGUUCAGUAUCAGCCGCGGGCCCCCCCCUGGCACAAACAUCGGUUCAAACAUCAGUCCCACGACGAGCAACCCUCGGUCUGCACUUAGACGUUCAACCGAUGACUUCACAACGAGGUCAGCCAGCGAGUCCAGUGUGACGGCGUCAGAGAGGAUGGAUUUGACACGUCCUCCAACCCUGGAGCAGUCCCAUACUACUCAGCCAAUGGUCAGGAAAAGGAAGUCUGUUCAGUUUGUAGACUUGCCGCUUGUCGAUGAGCCAGAGGAUAUGGAAAUGGACGACCAGAUUGUUCCGCCGAAAAGACUCAAGUCGCCCCCGAUGCCUCCAGAUCUGUCCCAGUCUUCACAACCGCCUGCCAAACCUCAGUCUAUCCUUCGCAAGCUAUCAAUAACAGACUACAAGUCGAGGAGCACAGGCCAAAACUACGACAAAGCAGUCAUCUUGGGUCCAUCAGGAAGCAAGGACAUUGAAAUGAUAUUUGACAACGUCACAACCGACUCCGACGCAUGGCAUAUGCGGUUUGUAAAUGAGAAAAUGCUGCAUUUCGCCAGAAAUUUCACUGCAAAGUCUUUUGCCUCUCAAAGAACAGGAGUUGUCGAAAGGGUACUUUCAAAUGGAAGCGUCAGGCCCAAGUCGGCAACUGACCAAGGCGCUGUCGAAAGAGCGGCAGAGCAGCUACGAUCAGGGUCGUUCGGGGUCGCGUGCUUUUAUGAAGAGUUUCUCAUCAUCAUUUACCCAGCUCAGUGUGAAGAUUGGAAGCAGAUAAUGCAUGAAGCCGAAGCCAACAGCCCGGCGAACGUCGCCCUGAGAUAUAUCAUCUUCAAGCCACAGCCAGCUGCCAAGCCUUUACCCGCCAGGCAGGUCGAUACCGUCGAUAACCCAAAGAUAACUCCGCGCGUUGCGGUAUUUCGCGACCUCUUACGCCUCGACUACCAGAAGAUCCUACCCCCCGGGAUUCGAGAUGUACGUCAUAAUUUUUACCUGGCGUUUCCCCCCUCUAGGGUAUUCUUACUUGAGGCUGUGAGCGAGUGGCUUCGUUCGGAGAAUCCAAAGUGUAGGGUAUUCUCAACUAAAACCAAUGGCGACUGGGCUGCCUUUACCAACCCGAAGAUUGUUGCGCAAGGAGUCAUCAUUGUUCACGAGACGGCCGCUGAUGCUCUUCGACGGUUUCCUGGCUUGCUCAAGCUACUUUUGCAUAAGAGCAGUGCAACUUAUGUCUUCUGGUGCAUCGGGGAGUCACUUCAGCUGUCUCCCGCGUACCCAUCCAUUCGGUCUAUACAUGAUCAGUCAGAGCCAGGCACAUUUGAGUUGACGAGAUUUUUCCCCCACGGCAACGCAAUCUUGGUUACCCCAAGCUUUCUGGUCUCUGAGCCCCACCGUGCCCUGCGACUUUUUGAGUGGUACAAGAAUACCUAUAAGAAGUCCGCAAACAACCAAAAGAUCGUGGCCGCUGCAAGCAUACGCGAGUAUAUGCGAGAUCUUGCGUAUGAGCGGUCCGCUCAUCGUGAUGAGUUGAUGACGGAGGGCAAUAGGACACGCAAGUGGUCGAUGUCGGACCGAGAGGAAAUAGCACGCAAGGCAGGAUUGAGCAGAGAAGACUGCGCAGCUCGCUUUGAGACCUGUGCCAUAGUGGAGGGUCUCCAGCCGUCAGUAGAGAUGAGCAUUGUGCCGGACGAACAGCUUGAGCCGAUUGUCUUUGCUGACGGGUCUAUUGAUGCCAAUGACGAGCAAAGCUUGGUGAAUUGGUUCGGUUGUUGGUCCCAGACCCGGCUCGAUCAGUUCCGCAAGUUCCACGUUUUGGGAACAGAUGGCAGUUCCGACAACAGCCACUUGAUCAAAGACAGCGACAUUCCCAUAUACCCACCCGGGGUAGGUCGCGAUACAGGAGCCGAACCAAACCUCAAUGUACAUGGUCCGGAUCAGAUCAUGUCAGGCUCUGAUCAUGAUGUUCAACCCCAAAGCGGCGUUAGUAAGCUUCUUGGAGGCCUGUCUGCAUUCCACUUUACCGGCAAGUUGAUGGCAAUUGGCAAGCAAAAUGAACGUCCAAAUUUGUGUCCUUUUGGGAAGCUCUUCGGCUAUCCGGUCUCCUACUAUGAAGAUGUCGUCAAUACAGCUGACUCUUAUGGAGAUUUCCACCGCGACUUUAAAACGUUCGAUAAGUGGAUGAAGUUUCCCUGGCCAUUCUUCUCUACCUACCAGCCAUUUUUCAAACCUCCGGGAGGGAUCCAUGUGCCGCCGACGUUCAACACCUACUUCGCCUUCUUUUACACUCCCGAAGAAGACUCUCCAAUCAAGCCGCCACCGCGCCAUCCAUGGCUCGCGAUUUGGCGGGUCCGUGAACCUCACAAGCCGUGGGAGGGGACAGAGCUUUUCAUAUGGGACGUUACUGCAAAGGGGCGAUAUUCCACAGCGAACGAGAUCUAUGAGUGUCAACUUCUCCAGGCUCAGCAGCAUCUUAUACAGAUGGUACGGGAACGAAGUGAAGACGUUCAACGGGGCCUUCCUCUGCAGCAGGUCUGGUUCGGCGGUUUCGAAACAGAACCUUCAGACUACACCUUGCCGGUCGACAUCACUAUCUUUAACUUGGAUGUGAUGAUGUCGAACACCAAGAAACAUCUCCCGGUGCAAGAUCGGUUCUUGCUUCGCAGGGGAUAUCGCAAGAUCUUUCCCGGCGAAGCGCCUGCUCGGCAAGGAUCUCAUCUCGCAGAUUCGAUGAAUGUUGAUCUGAUGGGCGGUCAUCGUAGUCAUGGCGGCGAGAGCAAGAUCAUAUUCCAUCCACCCCGGGCCAGCAAUCCGAACGGGCAGAGCAGAUGCGAGAACCUGUUCUUCACUUGGGUGAUGAACAUUGACAGAAAAAAACGUCGUAGCGCGUACGCUUACACGUUCAAGCCGACCAUUGAGUGGUAUCAGGAGCAGCAGGUGGCCGAGAACCGGCAUUUCGAGCACAUCAACGUUGCUUCCUGGCAACGCGUCUUUGAACUUGUCAGAAUUCCCCCUGAGAGGAGAGACAAGGCAGAGCCGCGAGGGAAUGGCGAGAAGUGA
Molecule: messenger RNA, 4071 nt
Organism: Colletotrichum orchidophilum
Lineage: Eukaryota; Fungi; Ascomycota; Sordariomycetes; Glomerellales; Glomerellaceae
Product: chromo domain-containing protein
Exons: 1
Coding region: 1-4071 (1356 amino acids)
Source: RefSeq, a predicted model, not a curated record